Messenger RNA from Topomyia yanbarensis, 3687 nucleotides. RefSeq lists its product as uncharacterized. NCBI's taxonomy places the organism in Eukaryota, Metazoa, Arthropoda, Insecta, Diptera, Culicidae. The coding region runs from base 457 to 2544 and encodes 695 amino acids. The record is from RefSeq and is a predicted model, not a curated record. The transcript has 10 exons.
CCGGUGUGUUGGCCUCGCUUCUGUUACAAUUUUUUGUAUGAUUUUUCUUGAAAUAUUGAGCUGCCUAAAAGUACUGUUGUGACCCGUAAUGACAAUGAAGAGAUAAUUGUUCAGAUAUCGCUAUCCUCUACAUGUUUAUUGAACCAACAUUCGUACAAUCCAUGACUAGUUAAACCGAGCGACAGAAAACUGUUCUUUAUAAUGGAAGAAACCUGCUGACGGAAAGAUCAAUUUAUAUCAAAUACCGUUACAAAUCUAUCCACUUGUUGAGGAAGAAAAUCUAACGGAUGAAGUGAAACAGUGAUUGCUGCAGGAAAUUAUUGAAAACGAUACACCGGAAGUGGUUUUGAAUAGUGGAAAUUCGUACAGCUGCCAACAUUUCCGGUGAUUUGUGAAUACUCAAAAUAAAUUUGAAAACUAUAAUUAUCAAACCAUAAGGUUUGGUCUCAAUUUAAUAUGAAAACGCACAUUGCAAAAGUUAUAAUACCCACACUAUUAGUGCUAUACCUGGAAGUACAUUUGGCUGCUGGACGGAUAGCAUUUGAAAAACUAACUGACUUUGAUUUUCAAGGAACUAUAUACUACAGCGUGAAGAAUCUUUCGUUAUACGAAUGUCAGGGGUGGUGUCGAGAAGAACCAGAUUGCCAAGCAGCUGCGUUUAGUUUCGUUGUUAAUCCCCUGACGCCUGCUCAAGAGACUUUAUGUCAACUUCAAAAUGUAACAGCAGCUAAUAAUCCGGCAAGUGUCCCACAACGAUCGUCCAGCAUGUAUUAUAUGGUAAAAUUGCAACUGCGGUCAGAAAAUGCAUGCCAGCGUCCAUGGAAUUUUGAACGCCUUCCUAACAAAAUGAUUCGUGGAUUAGACAACGCGUUGAUCUACACCAGCACAAAAGAAGCCUGCUUAUCAGCAUGCCUAAAUGAGAAAAGAUUUAUCUGUCGUUCAGUAGAAUAUGAUUACAAUAACAUGAAAUGUGUUCUUAGCGAUUCUGACAGAAGAACAACAGGUCAACUAGUGCAACUUGUUGAUGCACAAGGCGUAGACUAUUUUGAAAAUCUUUGCUUAAAACCAGGACAGGCGUGUACAUUCAACAGAGGAUUUCAUCUACCGCGAACAGGUGUAUCAGAAGAUAAGGUGUCACAAUAUGUUGGACUGCAUUAUUAUACUGACAAGGAAUUACAGGUCACUUCAGAUUCAGCCUGUAAACUGGCUUGUGAAAUAGAAACAGAAUUUUUAUGUCGUUCGUUUCUGUAUACUGGUCAACCUCUCGGAUCCCAGUACAAUUGCCGCCUAUAUCAUCUUGACCACAAAUCCUUACCUGAUGGACCAUCGACAUACUUAAAUGGAGAACGUCCAUUAAUUGACAUUGGAGAGCCCGCUGGAGUCUAUUACGAAAACUUAUGCGAGAAAUCUCCCCAAGGAGAAACCACAUUACCCGUGGUGUUCGAUGCAAUACAGGAUGAGGCAGUCAACAACUUAACUCGAAAUGAUGCUAAUUGCGAUAAAACUGGAACGUGCUAUGAUGUAUCAGUACAUUGCAAGGACACAAGAAUCGCUGUACAAGUACGCACCAAUAAACCAUUUAAUGGCCGUAUCUACGCUUUAGGGCGUUCCGAGACUUGUAACAUCGAUGUUAUCAACUCUGAUUCCUUCCGACUUGAUUUGACGAUGGGUGGGCAGGAUUGUAACACUCAGAGCGCCACGGGAAUUUACAGUAAUACAGUGGUCUUACAACAUCAUUCAGUUGUUAUGACAAAGGCUGAUAAAAUUUACAAGGUUAAAUGCACCUACGAUAUGAGUUCAAAGAAUAUUUCUUUUGGAAUGUUACCGAUUCGUGAUCCGGAAAUGAUACAUAUCAACUCAUCGCCCGAGGCACCUCCUCCGAGAAUUCGUAUUUUAGAUGGAAGAAGUCGUGAGGUUGAAACUGUACGAAUUGGAGACCGACUUACGUUCCGCAUAGAAAUUCCUGAAGACACUCCAUAUGGUAUUUUUGCUCGUUCUUGUGUUGCCAUGGCAAAAGAUUCGAAAAGCACAUUCCAAAUAAUCGAUGAUGAUGGAUGUCCGGUAGAUCCCAGCAUAUUUCCAGCGUUCACCCCGGACGGUAAUGCAUUGCAAUCGAUAUAUGAAGCAUUCAGAUUUACAGAAAGCUAUGGAGUCAUUUUCCAAUGUAAUGUUAAAUACUGCCUGGGCCCAUGCGAACCAGCUGUUUGUGAGUGGGGAAGAGAUUCGGUAGAAUCCUGGGGCAGGAAACGCCGCUCUUUAACAAGGAAUGAAACUAGUACAAUCGAGGACGAAGAAGAUAUGAAUAUUUCGCAAGAAAUACUUGUUUUGGAUUUUGGCGAUGAAAAAAACCGCGAUUUUCUGCGUAGUGAGGCUAGCACAGAUUAUGGAAGAGAUAAAACUGUAACUAUCAUCGAACCAUGUCCCACAAAAACAUCUGUUUUGGCGCUCGCAGUAACAUGUUCUCUGAUGGUUUUAGUUUAUUUAAUAACGUUGUUCUGCUACUACAUGAAAAAAUGGAUAAAACCUCAUAAAAUCAUGGCUUGAAAAACACCCAAGUGGAUAAAGACGAUAUUUGAUUUAACUCGCCGCGCAGAUAGCUCUGAAUUAGAUCCGCUGGUGCCCUAAGACGAUUUUGCUAGAUUUUCAGAGCACUGUGCACCCAAUGCAUUAACGCAAGUGACGGAAGGUUAUCGAAAAGUUUCGUGAAAAUGAAAAUUCCAGUAAUGAUGAUGAUUUUUCCAAACGGUUCGUUUUCGAGAGGUUUUUAUUUGUUCUUUGGCAUUAGGAUUAGCGAUAAUAAUUCAAAUCAAGGAUACUACUGAGACGUCACCUUUAGAAAAAGUCGAUGUCGAAUAAAAUUUGGAACUAUGCACGCAUGCACUUCAGAGAUAGCGUGAUAUCAGGAGCUGCGAUUUCAUUUCAACGCUUUUUUGUGAAUAGCGCGAUACUUACAAAUGUAAACAUAAGGCUUUUUUCAUACAUGCGAAUGAGGGCUUUGAAACGCAACAAAUUAACCUAAAUUUGGGAUUCUACGAUAUUGCUUUCUUAAACUACAACGGGCGAAACUGUAUUUUUGUUUGUUUAUUUAAAGUUUCGUCCUCCACGCUCCAUGCAAACGAACAGGGCGAUACUUUUUUUGCUAGCAAUUUAGAGGCGAAACUGUUUUUUUUCGUAUUUUUUUAGGAUUAUCAAGCUGAUACCAGCUGUAAAUAGUAACAAUGACCGCUAUUGAAAAAACCCGGACGAAAUCGGUGGUGUAAAACGGUAGUUAUUGUAAAAAACGUAAGGGUGAUACUUCAAUGCUGAUAGGUGGGACUGAAAAACAAUACAACAAUCGGCAAAGGGCCGAUACUAUCAUUUUGUCAAUUUCAAUAGCAAAAACAAAUUUUAAUUUAAUAAUUUCAAAUACUUUAUGAAGUUUUGGGUUUCGAUCACUGAAUCAUGCAAUCUAGGAUGUAAAAAACACAAUAGUUCUUAAAUAGGAAAUAAAACCAAGUCUGGAAAUAUUCACUGUUGAUUUUCUUUGAAUGGUAUCACUGCUAGUAUCGUCCUUUUCAAGAAAAAAGCGUUGAUUUCUUAGUGCUCAGUCGCGUUUGAAAUUUGAGUAACGUAUAAACUUCAGAUCGAUUCAAAAAAAAUUCGAUUUGUUUGGCUCAGUACAAUAUAUAACCCCUUUAGGAAAAUUCA